AUGGCGUCGUUAGGAGAGGAUCUCCUAGGGGUCGUCAACAAGCUUCAGGACCUUGUUUUCAAUACCAUCGGAAAUGACUCCCUCGAUCUUCCUCAAAUAGUUGUGGUCGGCUCACAAUCAUCCGGCAAAUCUUCUGUGCUUGAGAACAUCGUAGGGCGAGAUUUCCUACCGCGAGGUAGCGGUAUCGUCACGAGAAGACCUCUGAUACUUCAGCUCAUCAAUGUACCCAGCGAGCGAGACGACAAGCCCGAGCAGGAUGAAGUACAUAUUCCUCAUACAUCAGCUAGUGUUGCGGGACAGAGCGAAUGGGCAGAGUUUCACCACUUGCCAGGGCAGAAGCUUCGAGAUUUCCAAGCCGUCAAAAGAGAGAUUGAGAGCGAGACAGCUCGAAUUGCCGGGAACAACAAGGGAAUCAAUAGACAACCCAUCAACCUCAAGAUCUACUCACCCCAUGUCCUAAGUCUUACAUUGGUUGAUCUUCCGGGCUUGACUAAAGUGCCGAUUGGGGACCAGCCUUCAGAUAUAGAAAAGCAAACCAGAAAUCUCAUUUCGGAGUAUAUCGCAAAGCCAAAUAGCUUGAUACUCGCGGUGUCGCCAGCGAAUGUAGACAUUGUCAACUCAGAAGCGUUGAAGUUGGCGCGAUAUGUUGAUCCUAUGGGGAAGAGGACUAUCGGUGUCCUCACCAAAGUUGACCUAAUGGAUCACGGCACAAAUGCACUUGAUAUUCUCUCUGGGCGAGUCUACCCCCUCAAACUAGGUUUCAUUGGGGUAGUCAACAGGUCGCAGCAAGAUAUACAAGGAAACAAGUCAUUGGCCGAUGCCCUGCAAGAUGAAGCGGACUUCUUCCGGCACAAUCCUGCCUAUAGAAGCAUGGCAACUCGCUGUGGAACGCAAUUCUUAGCCAAAAGCCUAAACAAUACUUUGAUGGCACACAUCCGGGACCGGCUACCAGAUAUCAAAGCAAGAUUGAAUACAUUGAUGGGUCAAACACAGCAAGAGCUAGCAAGCUACGGAGACAGUCAAUUUAGCGGCAAGGAGCACAGGGGAUCCUUGAUCUUACAGCUCAUGACCAGAUUCGCUUCUUCAUUCAUCAACUCAAUUGACGGUACCGCUUCGGAGUUUUCUACAAAGGAGCUUUGCGGAGGCGCUCGAAUCUACUACAUCUUCAAUUCGGUAUUUGGGAACUCACUGGAGACUAUCGACCCAUCCAUUAAUCUCUCUGUACAAGACAUACAAACAGCUAUACGUAAUUCGACCGGCCCAAGACCAAGUCUCUUCGUUCCCGAGCUCGCCUUUGAUCUACUCAUUAAACCUCAGAUUAAAUUGCUUGAAGUCCCCAGCCAGCGCUGUGUCGAAUUGGUUUAUGAAGAGCUGAUAAAGAUCUGUCAUACCUGUGGCUCGAAUGAACUAGCACGCUUUCCCCGUCUUCAAGGGAAGCUCAUUGAAGUCGUAUCGGAUCUUCUUCGCGAGCGGCUUGGCCCUACCUCGAACUACGUUGAAUCCCUAAUCUCGAUACAGCGUGCCUACAUCAACACCAAUCACCCUAAUUUCCUUGGAGCAGCAACGGCCAUGGCGACAGUUGUGCAGCAAAAGCAAGAGAAGGAACGAAGAGCAGCAGCCGCAGAGGAAAAACAGAAACGGGAAAAGCGGCGCCGAAAAGAGCUCGGACAGAAUGGAGUAGACACGCCAGAGGAUGAGCAGGAGGCGGCAGACGAAGUCAACAGCUUGCAAAAGCUUCCACAUAGAGGUCACACAAAAGGCACAAGAAGCAUGUCACCUGCAGUAGGAAGAAAUACAGAAAACAACAAUGCAGCCACUGUCAAUGGCGCAAGAUCAACAUCACCUCCACUAUUAGGGAGCGCGGGUCAAGGCAACACCCGCGACUCUUUCCUCAACUACUUCUUUGGCAAGGAGAAUGGAGUACACUCAACACUCAACAACGCCGCCACAAUUUCCGCAAACCGACACGUCACUCAGAAUCACGAGCCAAGCUUUAGUCAGAGCAUACGGAGAACUGAAAACAAGCAUUCAACGCGACAUUCACCAGGUCAAUCUCAAGAGUUCGAGACAGACCGGUCAUUUAAAGAUUACAAUGAUAUGGAAUUCCAAAUGGUAAGGCUACAAUCUCUAAAUCAUUCAAUCUCCGCGUAUCUUAGAAGCCAUAGACUAACCCUUUUUCCAGCCCGGUCAAGACGCCCCCCUGAACUUACCGAAAGAGAAGCCCUCGAAACAGACCUCAUUCGCACCCUUAUAUGUUCAUAUUUCAAUAUCGUCCGCGAAACAACUGCCGAUCAAGUCCCCAAAGCCGUGAUGCAUCUUCUCGUCAAUCACAGUAAAGAUGUCGUUCAAAACCGAUUAGUAAGCGAACUUUACAGAGAAGAAAUUUUCGGAGAUCUGCUAUAUGAAGAUGAUGGCAUCAAGGCAGAACGAGAGAAAUGUGAGAAGCUGCUCGAGACCUAUAAGGAGGCUGCGAAAAUCAUUGGAGAGGUGCGUUGA
Messenger RNA from Bacidia gigantensis, 2496 nucleotides. RefSeq lists its product as uncharacterized. Gene Ontology annotation, biological process: mitochondrial fission; peroxisome fission. The transcript is spliced from 2 exons. The record is from RefSeq and is a predicted model, not a curated record. Gene Ontology annotation, cellular component: cytoplasm; peroxisome; membrane. Gene Ontology annotation, molecular function: GTP binding; microtubule binding; GTPase activity. Bases 1 to 2496 code for a protein of 831 amino acids. NCBI's taxonomy places the organism in Eukaryota, Fungi, Ascomycota, Lecanoromycetes, Lecanorales, Ramalinaceae.